Messenger RNA from Mercenaria mercenaria, 4548 nucleotides. RefSeq lists its product as uncharacterized. The record is from RefSeq and is a predicted model, not a curated record. The coding region runs from base 156 to 4004 and encodes 1282 amino acids. The transcript has 6 exons. Lineage: Eukaryota; Metazoa; Mollusca; Bivalvia; Venerida; Veneridae.
AUUGUUUAAAUGUGUCAUUCGGAAACGGACAUACGCAGCGACAAGUUAAAACAUUGACGCAUGCGCUGUAAGGAGUUAUUGUGAUAAUUCUCGAAGGAUAAAGAUGUCGGCCAUGAGUCCCGGAGUACAAAAGUAGAAGAAAACUACACAGUUGAAUGUUCCCAUCCAUCCUCGGGAUGGCACAUCAACUUCAAUUAGAAAAGAAAAAGUACAGACAAUGGGUGAAGGCCGGACUUGGCUUGGGAUACUUAAAAGAAGGACUUGCGCCUUUUUGUGACGAUGUCGCAAAACAACAACAUAAAGACAUAUUAGAUAACAUUAAGCAAACAAAGAAUCUAUCUACUGUGACAUGUGGUCAGUGUACUUUGAGAACCCUUAAACCAGACCAUGUUAAAACCGGUAACAAACAAUGUCCUUUAGGUCAAGCUAAUUGUAACUGCUGCUAUACGAGUGGUAAAACUGUCUGUCCAAACAACGUAUGUGGCGCCAUAUAUGACAACAUUUUAACUAACCAUGCGUCCACACCACCAGCUCCAAACUGGAAAAACACCCUAACUCAGCAGUGGAUAGGAGAUCCAUGGAGUAUAGCUAAAAGUUUCAUCAACGCCCCUGGAUAUGAUCGGAAGACAUCAGCAGCCGAAAUUGAUUGCACGGGAUUACUGCAUGUGAUUAUCAACAACAAAUAUUUUCAUAAUCACAUUCAGUGUAAUUUAGCCGGAUCUAAUGUAUUUUCAAAGGUGAGACAAUAUAGAAACAAAAUAUUCCACUCGAGCACCAUGGAACUAGAGGAGGAAGAUGCCAAUACUUACAUAAAUGAUAUGAUAGCUGUGCUACAAGAUGGUAAGGAACUGAUCAACCUAAAAGAUGCUCAGGAAGCCGUAAAGAAACUUGACAAGUUGAAGAAAGACGAUUUGAUUAUUACAACAAAAAGUGAAGCGGAUGUGAUUCAUACGGCUGUGCAGUCAAUAAGUGAUACUAUAGAUGAGGUCGAAAACAAAUUACGGAAUAAAACAGAAAACAUACCUACCACAGAAGUUGUGGAAGGUUUAGAAACGAGAGUAACACUGUUGGAACUGGACAUGGCUGCGGUAAAGGAGGAGAUGAAAGAGCUUAAGACAACACGGUCAACUCAACGAAAUCAAUAUAGUUACAUCAAGUCCAAAUUAGAAUUUCAAGAAAAGCUGAUGAGCCUUUACAGACAGUCCCUGUUACAAGUGUCGGCAAUACCAUUGCACCCAGAGCGUAAACACUGCAACUUCAGCGAGGUGUAUGUUAGACCAAGAAUAACCUAUGAGAUAAAGGAUGUAAGGGGAAGGCCAUUGGAGACUGAAAUUCAGUCCAUGUCUGAUAUCUUUACAAAAGACGGAAUCCCCCAGAAAUCCAUUUAUGUUCUUGGAGAUGCUGGAUCCGGCAAAAGUAGUUUCUGCAAACGUUUGGUAAAUGCCUGGUGUUUGGCACAUUCUAAAGACCAGCAUGAGGAAGAUGAAGAUACGUUUGAUGAAGUCAAGGAAAUGAAGAAAUUUGAGUUUGUGUUUUACAUUUCUCUUCGUCAUUGUAAAUAUGACGUUGGAAUUCAAGAAAUGCUAGAAAGACAAUUUAAGGAAAAGAUGCUUCAAAACACGCUUUUAAAGGAGGAAUCAGCGAAGGUUCUUAUUCUUCUUGACGGAUUAGAUGAAUGGUCUCCUAAUACAGUAUCGUCUUAUCAAUUCCAGACGGAAGGCCUUCCAGAACGUGAUCUGUAUAAGGAAUAUGUUGUCAUUACUACAUCACGACCGUGGAAACUUGGAACGUUGGGAAUUACCGACAAAGAGAUCGACCAAAAAUUGAAACUGAAAGGUUUGGACGAAUCGUCUGUUGAAGAAAUGAUCGAUAAUACAGUUCUUAUUUUGAACCAUACAUUUAAGAAAGACAAAGACUCUAGGGAUUGUAAAAAUGAGAUGGCUGACAAUAACAUAAUAAAAGAUAUUGACGAUACACCUAUCAUCAUCCAACAACUGAUAUGUCUUUGGUUUGACGACAAACUGCAUGAACACUCCAGGUGUGCAAUAUACACUGGAAUGCUAGAUCUUUUCUUUAAAUGGAACGUUAAGAAAUAUCCUGAUUUUAUUGGCAUGCGGAAAAAGUCAUCUGAACUAAGAGAUGUUCAACUUCCUGAAAUUCUUAUCAAGACUGAAGAAUGUAAAUAUUUUAAAUAUAUCAUUCAAGGCGUAUCACGGCUAGCGUAUGAAACAUUGUUCAGUACCUCAAAAGAAAUGUCUUUGACAUUUGGCAGCUCUGUAUUUGAAAAACUGCAACUAGACAGUGAUAUAAAAGAAUGCUGUUUGAAACUAGGAAUCUUUUCUGAAGAUAGAUGUCCAAGUUUGUCUGCAAGCAUAAGUGACAGUUUGUUACUUUCCUUCGUUCACAAAUCAGUGCAAGAAUAUUUGGCUGCAUUGCAUAUUACUAUUAAGUUUAAAGCAUCUGCAGAUUUGGAAAACGCAGAAUUGUCUGGUCAUUGUGAACAACUUAUUAAAGAGUUGUUCAGCAUGUGCACGACUUUGGAUGAAAUAUUAGAACAAGCGAAUGUGUUCAUAAUGCUAUGCGGUCUGGAGCCUCGAAUAGCUACAUCCAUUUCAAAGUAUAUAUACGAUAUUGUUACAAGGGACAAACGUGUUCUAGAGUACAGACGAACGAUAGAUGAUGAAUACAGACAUGAAAACAUUAUAUCAAAUACCCAGAAAUGUAUUUUAAACUGUAUAGAAGAGGUCCAAGUAUGUCAAACAAAUAUUAUGCCUAACUUUUAUGUAGGAGACCUUAUCGUACAGAGUGAGUCAGAUUGUGAUCAUUUCCGUACAGGCAUCGAUAAGCAGUGCAUUUCUGCUGACAGUGUCCGUUCGUUUAGAGUAGAUCCGGAUGAGGUGGAAGAGUAUCUAAAGACAGUAUUGCAAUAUUUGCCGAGAUGUCGGCAACUUGAAGCAAUACACAUUGAUGCUAGUAUAGGCAGCUAUGAGAUGGAUGAUGAAGAUAUCAAGUAUAUCUGUGGAGCUAUUGAACAUAAUACUUCCACGUUGAAUUCACUGUUUAUAUGUUUUAAGGAAAAUGAUAAUUUGAAACCUAUGUAUAAAACAAUAGUCUGUUCUCUGCCUGAUAUGAGUCAUCUUGUUGCAUUACAUGUAGAAAGUUUCUCCAUGCCACAUGAAGACUUGACCUCACUAUGCAGUUUCCUAUCAGGUAGCAGUCAUCUUGAACAGAUAUCGAUUUUCGAUAUACGCUGUGAGACUAGUACAGACAGUAUGCUCAGUACAGACGACGAGUUGAGUAGUGACAGUGAGUGCAGUCUGGACAUUGAGUUCAACAUAGCCAGUGAGUGCAGGACGCAGCAUGUAGUAGAUUUAUCCAAGCACCAGCAACUUCAGUAUCUUCGGCACGACGACAAUGUCAUGGUGACUGGCUUUAACACUUCAAACUUGGACAUAUUUAUAUACAAAUCAUUGAACAGUACACAUUUUUUGAAAGUAUUUGAUAUCCUUAGUACAACUAAAAAGUUAACAAAACUUGAGUUGUGGUAUGAUAAUUUUAAUAUUUCAACACAUAUAGUUGGUUCAGACAAAAAUCCUUCCUAUCAUACUGUAACAGACAAAUUGAUCACAUUGUUACCAUUAUUGUACCAGCUCCGCGAUCUUCGUUUAGAGGAAUUAAGGUUGACUGACAAUAUAAUAAAAUGCCCCAAUGAGAUGAAGAGUAUGAAGAUCAUUGAUCUUGGUGGAGUCAGGAUGAGCUUGACAACAUGGCGGCAGUUUGUUGAUAGUCUUCUUCUAAUGCCGCUACCUGUAGAGGUGAGAGCAUGGAACAUGUGUAUAACAUGGGAUGGAGAGGAAUAUCACCCUGAGUUAGACCAGGGUAAAGAAGGAGAUGGAGUAGCUGCGUGGCAGUAUGUUAGAGAACAGAAGGCGUUGUUUAAUAUGAAAUAUGAAAAAAGCAAUUCAAUUUAUUUUUCAACAAAGAAGUAUCAUUCAUCGGUAUAAUUCAUUACUGUAACGAUACUCAUGACUUUCCUUUUCAAUCGUAUUGUACUGAUAAUUGAAAUAAAGAAAGUGAGCCAUACGUGGAAUCAGUUUCUAGUAUACAAAGUUUAUAAUUGCCAUGAGACAAUGCUUUUUACUGUUUGGUUUUUAUAUUAUUUAAUUGUGUGUGUUUAGUUGAAGAAUAGAAUAUUGAAACAUAUUAAGGAAUGUAAUUUUAAAACGGUCUUUAAAACCAGGUAGUCUCAGUUCACGUGUUGUCUUCAGCCCAAGUUUAUUUGUAACCGUCUUUAUUAAAAACAAUUUAUAAUGAAAUGUCUAAAAUUAUAUACACAUCACCAGAACAGAAUUACUACAAUGUUUCUUUUUUUUUUACUAGACAGGACUAAGACUAGAUGGAUGUUUGUGAACUAAAACUAUGAAUAGCAAUUAGGAUAAAGAAAACAUUUCAUAUGUUAUGAUUUAAACAAGAUCAAGAUAUAUGUUAUCAUUGCCAAUUAUCUAUUUGUAUAUAGCAUUUUGCACUUAAUAAAAAUCGUAUAUUUAA